UUCGAGUCGAAUAAAAUGAAUAGCCAGUUCGUAUCAAUAGCCAAUAGCUUAGUCUAGGAGAAAUAAUAAUUAAUUAUUAACACGAUAAAGUAUAUUUUAUUCAUUCAUAUAUCAAAAUACUUAGCAUCCUAUUGAAUUGCGACCAGAUUUAUGGAAUGUAUAAUCUGUCAGACAAAUGGAAUUUUACUAUUACAAAUUACGAUCCAAAUUAUAACCUGUUCCUUUAUAAUUCUAUAUGAAUUAAAGUGAAACUACUAAUUUUAAAAUAUUUGUUUCAUCUGUAAAUCCUUUCCCAACAAAAUUCUCUUGUGAUUAAAUCAUCUCAGUCAAAGGAUGGAAGUAUAAAAUAGAUGAAUCUAAAACAUUCCAUUGUGAAUAUAUAUACAUUAGCAUGGUAUGUGAUUUAGAUACCUAAGUGAAAUUAAAAUUUUAAUUUGGAAGUCGAUUUAUGAAAAGACCAUAAACAAUUUCAAGAAAAUUUGAACCAUCAUCAUAAUUUAUUAAAAAUAUGAAUCAUUAAUAAUUGGAAAGAAUGAAUUCAGAUUAAUUAAAUGCUGAAGUUGCAGAAAUUAAAAAAAGAAGAAAAGAAAAAUUAAGAUAACGUGGAAUUUUUAAAGAUUUAAUAAAAGAAAAUAUACAAAAAGUAAUUGAAUAUAAUGAAGAACAUUAAAAAAGUUUCAGAGAAUUAAAAAAAACUUAAGGAGAUAAUAGAAUAGGAGAUGUGUUAUGCAGGAAAAAGUUGAUGAGUUAAAAUGAAUAAUAAAGAAAAGAAUAUUAAUAAAAAACUAAAGAAUUGAGUAAAAUAAUUCGAUAGAGACAUAAUUUUGUUUAAUCAAAAAAGAAUCUAAAAAAUAGAGUGUGUACACAUUGGUUUAAUAGUAUUUACAUGUCUUUAAUAUGUACAAAGAUUUAUUUUAUGUUUCAACAUAAAAUAGAAGCAUAAAAUCAAUCUACUUUAAUGGCAUUUUAAGUUAAAAGAAUUAUGAAAAGAAUUCAUAAAAGAUUAAGUGCAAUAAAAGGAGUAACUAUUUAUGAUAGAGUAUUUUUCGAUGUUAAAUUGUAAUUUAUAAAUAAAUCAUUAUUCUAGAGUAUUACAAGGUUUCUGUAAAGCAGUAUAUCAAAAGCAACUUAAAUUGCAUAUUGAUAAGAUUGUGCCACACUUAAAAGUUAGAGCAGAAAUCUAUCAUUUAAAGAAUCAAGUUCUUAUUACAAAUCAAAAAAUUUUAAAGAUUAGAGCAUUAUUUUUAGAGUUUUUAUUAAGAUUCAAAUCUUAUAAAUAAAUGCUUCAUAAUCUUUGGAACAAAUAUUUUAAAGAGCAAUUCUUAAAAUAUUACAAUGGUUUAGAUUAGGGUAAAAAGGAGACUAUUUAACCAUUUAUUCUUUAAUUGUAAAAUUAAGAUAAUUUUAUGUAUUUUACAUAAAUAAUUAACUUAGACAUUUUUAGAGCAUAUUUAUAGAAACUUACAGUAAAGAUAAAUUAAGGAAAUAUUUAAAAGAUAUGAGUGUUUAUGCCAAAUAUCUGAAAAAGCUUAGAUCUCAAAAAUAUAACAAAACAAAGAGAAGAGACUUUGCCUAAGAUUAAGUGAUGCAUUAGCCACGAAUGUUUUAAUUACCUGCAUAUGAUGAUGUAUUGGAAUAUCUUCCUUAACUUGUCAUAAACAAUUAGAAAGUAGAUUCAAGAACUUCGUAAUAGAUGUAACAAUCGUAAAUUCCUUUGAUUCAAGAGUCUUUAGAGAAAAAAAAGAAACAAACAAAAUAAAAAAAAUGAAUUUAAUAUUUAAUUAA
Molecule: messenger RNA, 1785 nt
Organism: Paramecium sonneborni
Lineage: Eukaryota; Ciliophora; Oligohymenophorea; Peniculida; Parameciidae
Source: the annotation of a GenBank genome assembly